This is a messenger RNA of Centruroides sculpturatus (bark scorpion), 1269 nucleotides long. RefSeq names its product exonuclease GOR-like. The record is from RefSeq and is a predicted model, not a curated record. The transcript is spliced from 2 exons. Lineage: Eukaryota; Metazoa; Arthropoda; Arachnida; Scorpiones; Buthidae. Gene Ontology annotation, molecular function: nucleic acid binding; exonuclease activity. Gene Ontology annotation, cellular component: nucleus. Bases 1 to 1269 code for a protein of 422 amino acids.
AUGAUUGAUGAAAGAUUGAUUAUUUUUGAAGAUAAAAGAAAGGAAGAGUCGUCAUUACUCAUAGACAAACUAAACACACCAUCAACUUCAACACCUUCAAGAUUGCGAGAAAAUGUUAGGAAAGCUCUUAAAAAUCUUGAAGCAGGUCUGGAAUCAAUGUCUGAGAGCCAACUAGAAGUAGUAGAUAAAGCCCUAAAAUCUUUGGGUCCACAGCUUUCAGCCAUUGAUGUAACAGACAAGUCUUCUUUUGUUUCAGCCCAUUCAGUACCAGGUAACAAAAAAAUUGACCCGCAGAAAAGAACUCUCUUCAAGACAAAGAAAGAUGCAAAAAGAAAAUAUCAGAAAUUAACUCCCAGCUUAGAGGAAAUAGAGAGAACUGCUGCUAAAAUAAUUACAAAAUACAACGACGGGUACUUGGAACAAUUCUAUAGAUUUUUAGAAGAUAUAAUAUUAAAACCAAGACAUUUAAAAGACUACGGCUUUCCAUUACGUUCGUCCACAACUGGACAAACGUAUUAUAACGUUUCACGUUUGGAAAGUUGUACAAAGGAUGAAGAUAAACGGCUAUGCAUUCGUUGUCAAGCGUAUUUUAAUAUAUGGAUGGACGAUCCGGACGACAUUUGCGUUUACCAUCCAAAAAAACUAAUUACUGCCCAUGCAGAAAGUAACCAUAAAAUAUACGCCUGUUGUAAGAAAGAAGAAGCGAGCAUGGGGUGUUUCUUUAAUAAUUAUCACAUAUCCACAUCGAAAUGUAGGCCGUCAGACGUUUUCUUUUCUACAGAAGAAUGCGAUUUCAUAGAAAAAAACAUCGUUGUAUUGGAUACGGAAAUGUGUUACACAAAAUUCGGGAUGGAAAUCAAUAAGAUCAUUCUCUUGUCGUUCGAUGGUUCAUUAAUAUACGAAACGAACGUCUUGCCACAGUCACCUAUACUCGGGCAUAAUAAGAAAUGCUCGGAAAUGAUGGGUAAAUUGUUAGUGCCAUUUACAGAGAUGAGACGGUCUUUGUUAAGUUUUAUCAACAAAGACACAAUAAUAAUAGGACACGGAUUGGAAAACGAUCUGAAAGCUCUUCGUUUGAUACACGAGAAAAUUGUGGACACGUCUAUCAUAUUUCCAGAUAGACGUGGAUUCCCGUAUCGACCAUCUUUAAAAUCUCUAGCAUUAGAAUAUUUGGGUAGAAUCAUUCAGACACCCAACCACGAUAUCGUAGAAGAUUGCAGGGCGUGUCUGGAUCUGGUUCUACUCAAAUGGUACCAAUCAUUUCAAUGA